AUGGCCCAGCUGAAGCAACUUUCGAGCGCCAAGUGCUGUGGAGGACUUGUUCAGCGCUUCCAGCACUACAGCGAUGCGCUCUCAUGCGAGAUGAAGUUCUCUGUCUUCCUGCCCCCACAGGCGCAGGAGGGCCAGAAAGUGCCUGUUGUGUACUUUCUCUCAGGCCUCACCUGCACCGAUGAGAACUUCAUCACCAAGGCUGGCGCUCAGCGCGCUGCCGCCAAGCACGGCCUCGCUCUGAUCUGCCCCGACACCAGCCCUCGUGGUGUGGAGAUCGAGGGUGCCGACGCGUCGUGGGACUUUGGGUUCGGCGCGGGCUUCUACGUCAACGCCACGGAGCCCAAGUGGGCGAAGCACUUCCGUAUGUACGACUACGUGACCAAGGAGCUUCCCCAGCUCGUCAACGCCAACCUUCCCGUCGACCCCUCUCGCGUCUCCGUCUUCGGCCACAGCAUGGGGGGUCACGGAGCUCUCAUUUGUGCGCUCAAGAACCCGGGCAUGUACAAGUCUGUUUCCGCCUUUGCACCGAUCUGCCAUCCCGUGGACUGCCCCUGGGGUCUCAAGGCCUUCUCCGGCUACCUCGGAGAGAACAAGGACGCCUGGAAGGAAUACGAUGCCACCCACUUGGUGCAGAGCUAUUCCGGUCCUGCCCUUGAUAUUCUCAUCGACCAGGGCUCUGACGACAAGUUCCUGAAGGAGCAGCUGAAGCCUGAGGACUUCGAGGCUGCCGCCAAGGGCACCUCGCACAAGGUGCAGGUGCGCAUGCAGGAGGGCUACGACCACAGCUACUACUUCAUCUCCACGUUCAUUGAGGACCACCUCUCACACCACGCCGCGCACCUCAAUUGA
Molecule: messenger RNA, 849 nt
Organism: Acanthamoeba castellanii str. Neff
Lineage: Eukaryota; Discosea; Longamoebia; Acanthamoebidae
Product: Sformylglutathione hydrolase
Exons: 8
Coding region: 1-849 (282 amino acids)
Biological process (GO): formaldehyde catabolic process
Cellular component (GO): cytosol
Molecular function (GO): S-formylglutathione hydrolase activity
Source: RefSeq, a predicted model, not a curated record